This is a messenger RNA of Amoebophrya sp. A120, 2034 nucleotides long. The record is from the annotation of a GenBank genome assembly. NCBI's taxonomy places the organism in Eukaryota, Dinophyceae, Syndiniales, Amoebophryaceae.
GCAUAAUUCAAUAAGGUUGAAGCGAUUUUUGAUUCAAACAAAUCUUGUUCAAUCUUCAUGAUCCCUGUGCUAGUACUUAUUAAUCCACCAACUGAAAAGUAUUUUUUUUUGACACCAACUCCAACCAGAGCCCGUUGCCACCCAGCCCUGUGUAGUCGCGUCUGAGAGAAGACUCACGACGUUCUUGAUGUUGAGAGAUUUUUUGUCGGUUUUUCUUGUGCCCCGAGAAUACAACAGGAUGUCUUGCAUGGAUCACUCUCCACUGGCACCGCAGGCGCAGACACCCUUCUUUCUAGUAUAGUCCCGCCCAUCUUAAGUUUCCUACCCGAUUGACAGUGAUCUGAUCGUGAUCACCGGCUUUCUUCCCCCACCUGCCUCCUCAAGUAUUCGGUUUUAUGAAUCAGACUCUCAGUUCUCUACGUCUGGACGACUUCGGGUGUUAGUUUUGUUUUUCAAAAGAUGACUCUGCACGAUCUGGACGGGGAUGCGAUCGAUGUUGAAGAGGCCAGCACCUCGAAAGGAACUUCUUUCUGCCAAACUGGAACUUGCGGACGCAGGAGAAAAAAGCCUACCCAACCUGAUUUAACCACCAACGACUACUCCUACGUCCUGUUUCCCGAAGACACUACAGUCGCACGACCACCAGUACAGGUACAUGCAGCAAUGUUGUUGGCCGGGGACGAGAACUAUCGUAUGGGAAACCCCCCGACAGCUGCCGGAAUACACGAGGAACGUCGUUGGUACCACUUCCGGUGGCGAUUUUUGUGUGAAGACACGGAAGCGGACGCGACCUGCUGUGAAGACGCUUGGUGAUACAUAAAGUACUUUCUCGGGGUCUGGUUCGGCUCCUUGAGUGCACUCGCUAUCGGCUCCUAUCUGGUCUUCCGGUGGGUGCACGCUGAAUUUCCAUCCUCCGGUGGAGACGACGUCGCAAACGAUCUACAACAACUUUUGUCGACGACAAUUUCCAAUACCAAUGCAAGCCCGGUAGGAACCACGACGGUCCUUGCUGCUUCGUCGUUUAUCUCUGGCGCUACUCCUGUCGCUGCAACGACGGCCCCAGGAAAUGUGGUGGCGGGGGCCUCGUUGAGCGGUUUUCUACCGAUUAGAACAAAUGGGUAAAAAGCUGCUAAACGGUGAAAUCUGUAUGUCGAUUACCAAUAUAAGCGCCUCGGCUCACAUAAAGCUUAAUAUGACAGCAAACUAUGCUCUUGCCGUAAUGUUGAGUUUCAACAUCCUACCAAUCUCACAAUUCUUGUGAUUUGCGAUUUCACGCCGGUCGUCCAGUUUUGCCGGCUGCUAGCGCAAUGAUUUUUGACCUAAAAGAAAAGCUGCAUGUUUCUUGCUGUAAUUCGAAGAUAAAGCUGGCGGUCGUGACGAAAGCGAUUUCUUCUUCCUGCUGCAAUUCUAUCAGUACAACUCUUGAUAAACCAGAUUUAUGUUUCGUGUAAGAAAGAAAGUAAAUCAGGAUGUUGAUCCGUAUCUGUUGUAAGAUCUAGAGGUCAACCGAAAAAAUCAAAAAUCUAUGGCGUUGCUCCUUGAAAAAACUACAAUCCUUGAAUUUGAUUUUUUGAAGUUUUUCCUUCGGGCAUCAAAUUGGGGCCAUCCUUACUUUGGGCCCGUUUGUGUUCCGAUGCCUUUUUGUAUGUGGUCAUGUCCCGACGUUGAUUCCUCUACGCAACGCGGGGUGUUUGGGCGAAUCACUCACCAGUGAGAACAAUCGAUCACGAGACGAGACCACUCUGUGAGAAACAGUUUCGCAAUUAAAGAAAGAUGAAGAAACGCCACGGUCACGGACUCCAGUGUGCGUCGGCACUCUUACCUCCGUGAUGCUUUCUCGGUUUGCCGCACCACUGGAAUUUGGCUUUCAGCCUGGGCCCGUUUCUAUCGUUUGCGUUUGCUCUACUAGAGGAUUAGAGGGGCGGGGCUCCUCCAGAGUCCAAGUUAUUGGAGGGCUUGGCUUUGGGAAUCACGUCAACACGCCGCGGCACCGACCUCCUCGGGCCCGGUUUUUCUUCCCUAUCUACACUUUCG